AUGUCGAAUCUAAAGAAAAUCAGCGAUGAGGACCGCGAGUCCAAAUUCGGAUACGUUUUCGCCGUAUCUGGUCCUGUCGUGACGGCGGAACGUAUGUCCGGUUCCGCUAUGUACGAGCUGGUGCGUGUCGGAUACUACGAGCUGGUCGGUGAGAUUAUUCGUCUGGAAGGUGACAUGGCAACCAUCCAGGUAUACGAGGAAACGUCCGGUGUAACUGUCGGCGAUCCUGUGCUGCGUACCGGCAAGCCAUUAUCUGUGGAGCUUGGUCCAGGUAUCAUGGGUAGCAUCUUUGACGGUAUUCAGCGUCCGUUGAAGGAUAUCAAUGAAAUGACGAGCUCGAUCUACAUUCCGAAGGGUAUCAACGUACCGUGCUUGUCCCGUACGCAGAGCUGGAGUUUCAAUCCGCUUAACGUGAAGGCUGGCUCUCACAUUACCGGCGGUGACCUGUACGGUAUUGUGCACGAGAACACACUCGUCAAGCACAAGCUGUUGGUGCCACCGCGCGCCAAGGGUACCGUCAAGUACAUUGCCCCGUCCGGCAACUAUACCGUUGAUGAUGUGAUCCUCGAGACCGAAUUCGAUGGUGAAAUCAACAAAUUCACCAUGUUGCAGGUGUGGCCUGUGCGUCAGCCGCGUCCAGUGACGGAAAAGCUGCCAGCCAACCAUCCGCUGCUAACCGGACAGCGUGUGCUGGAUUCAUUGUUCCCUUGCGUCCAGGGCGGUACGACCGCUAUUCCCGGUGCUUUCGGUUGCGGAAAAACUGUCAUCUCACAGUCGCUGUCGAAGUACUCCAACUCGGACGUUAUCGUGUACGUCGGUUGCGGUGAGCGUGGUAACGAGAUGUCUGAGGUAUUGCGAGAUUUCCCCGAGCUUUCGGUUGAGAUUGAUGGCGUGACAGAGUCGAUCAUGAAGCGUACUGCGCUGGUAGCCAACACCUCCAACAUGCCUGUCGCGGCCCGUGAAGCUUCCAUCUAUACCGGUAUCACGCUGUCGGAGUACUUCCGUGAUAUGGGUUACAACGUCUCUAUGAUGGCCGAUUCCACCUCUCGUUGGGCUGAGGCUUUGCGAGAAAUUUCGGGUCGUCUUGCUGAGAUGCCGGCCGAUUCCGGUUAUCCCGCCUACCUUGGUGCUCGUUUGGCUUCCUUCUACGAGCGUGCCGGUCGCGUCAAGUGUCUUGGCAAUCCGGAGCGCGAAGGUUCCGUUUCGAUUGUCGGUGCCGUAUCACCACCCGGUGGUGAUUUCUCCGAUCCCGUCACCUCUGCCACACUGGGUAUUGUACAAGUGUUCUGGGGUUUGGACAAGAAAUUGGCCCAGCGUAAGCACUUCCCAUCGAUUAACUGGUUGAUUUCCUACAGCAAGUACAUGCGCGCUUUGGAAGAUUUCUACGAUAAAAACUUCCCAGAGUUUGUACCAAUGCGUACCAAGGUGAAGGAGAUUCUGCAGGAGGAAGAAGAUCUGUCCGAAAUUGUGCAGCUGGUCGGUAAGGCGUCGUUGGCCGAAACCGAUAAGAUCACUCUCGAGGUCGCCAAGUUGUUGAAGGACGAUUUCCUACAACAGAAUUCGUACUCUGCUUACGAUCGCUUCUGUCCGUUCUAUAAGACCGUUGGUAUGCUGAAGAACAUGAUCGGAUUCUACGAUAUGGCACGCCAUGCAGUGGAGACGACUGCACAGUCAGAAAACAAAAUCACAUGGAACGUCAUUCGUGACUCGAUGGGCAACAUUCUGUAUCAGCUAUCGUCGAUGAAGUUCAAGGACCCAGUAAAAGACGGCGAACCAAAAAUCAAGGCCGAUUUCGACCAGCUGUACGAAGACAUGCAGCAGGCAUUCCGCAAUCUAGAAGAUUAA
Anopheles marshallii is the source of this 1845-nucleotide messenger RNA. Its product is annotated as V-type proton ATPase catalytic subunit A. Gene Ontology annotation, molecular function: proton-transporting ATPase activity, rotational mechanism; ATP hydrolysis activity; ATP binding. Lineage: Eukaryota; Metazoa; Arthropoda; Insecta; Diptera; Culicidae. Gene Ontology annotation, biological process: proton transmembrane transport; ATP metabolic process. The transcript is spliced from 5 exons. The record is from RefSeq and is a predicted model, not a curated record. Gene Ontology annotation, cellular component: proton-transporting V-type ATPase, V1 domain; lysosomal membrane. Bases 1 to 1845 code for a protein of 614 amino acids.